This is a messenger RNA of Xenopus tropicalis (tropical clawed frog), 3622 nucleotides long. RefSeq names its product calcitonin receptor like receptor (gene calcrl). The record is from RefSeq and is marked provisional. Gene Ontology annotation, cellular component: membrane; plasma membrane. Gene Ontology annotation, biological process: cell surface receptor signaling pathway; G protein-coupled receptor signaling pathway. Gene Ontology annotation, molecular function: G protein-coupled receptor activity; calcitonin receptor activity; transmembrane signaling receptor activity. Lineage: Eukaryota; Metazoa; Chordata; Amphibia; Anura; Pipidae.
GAGAUAUCCUAAAGAAGGGAAGGGAUCUUUUUUUGAGCACUGAACUAAAGCAAUACCUGAUGCUGUUGAUUAUUGAAACAUUUGAAAUGGGACUUCUACUAAGAUCAGCAUUGUUCAAGUAUAUUAUUAUUGUUCUAAUUAUGCUUAACUUAAGGGGUUAUGUGUUGGCUGAGCAAGAACAAGGAUCACAAAUUCCACUUGAGGAGAUUAUUCAAGUUGGCGUCACUCGAAAUAAAAUUAUGACUGCACAGUAUGAAUGCUACCAAAAAAUAAUGCAGGAGCCAGCAAACGGGAAAGAGGGACACUUUUGCAACAGGACAUGGGAUGGCUGGUUAUGCUGGGGCGAUGUUUCCGCAGGAGUAAUAUCUGAACAGCGGUGCCCUGAUUAUUUCCAGGACUUUGAUCCUUCAGAAAAAGUUACAAAAGAAUGUGGAAAAAAUGGACACUGGUUCAGACAUCCUGACAGCAACAGAACGUGGACAAAUUAUACAAGGUGUAAUACCUUCACACACGAAAAAGUAAAAACAGCCUUAAAUCUUUACUAUUUGACUAUUAUUGGACAUGGACUAUCAAUUGCAUCACUUUUGAUUUCCUUGGGAAUCUUCUUCUACUUUAAGAACUUGAGCUGCCAGAGAAUUACACUCCAUAAAAACUUAUUUUUCUCUUUUGUUUGCAACUCUAUUAUCACGAUAAUAUCUUUAUCAGCCGUGGCCAAUAACCAAGCUUUAGUAGCAACCAACCCAGUUAGCUGCAAAAUAUCACAGUUUAUCCACCUUUAUCUGAUGGGAUGUAAUUAUUUUUGGAUGUUAUGUGAAGGAAUAUAUUUGCACACUCUUAUAGUGGUAGCUGUUUUUGCCGAAAAGCAGCAUUUAAUGUGGUACUAUUUAUUAGGAUGGGGAUUCCCUUUGAUUCCUGCAUGUAUACAUGCUGUGGCCAGAAGCUUAUAUUACAAUGAUAACUGCUGGAUUAGUUCUGAAACCCACUUGCUGUAUAUCAUUCAUGGACCAAUCUGUGCUGCUCUAUUGGUAAACCUCUUUUUUCUUCUGAACAUUGUGCGUGUUCUUAUAACUAAACUCAAAGUUACGCAUCAAGCAGAAUCAAACCUUUACAUGAAAGCUGUGAGAGCAACACUCAUCCUUGUCCCUCUUCUUGGAAUUGAGUUUGUACUGUUCCCCUGGAAACCUGAAGGGCGGAUUGCAGAAGAAAUUUAUGACUAUGUUAUGCAUAUCCUUAUGCAUUAUCAGGGUUUGUUGGUGGCUACAAUUUUCUGCUUUUUUAAUGGAGAGGUCCAAGCAGUCCUAAAAAGACACUGGAACCAAUACAAAAUUCAGUUUGGAAGUAGUUUUGCUCAUUCAGAAGGCCUUCGCUCAGCUUCAUAUACUGUAUCUUCAAUAAGUGAGAUCCAGGGUACUACAUAUACCCAUGAUUACAGUGAACAAUCAAAUGGCAAAAACUGCCAUGAUAUGGAAAAUGUUUUUUUUAAAACAGAAAAACAAUACAUGUAAAAUAUAUUUACUAAUAUCAAUUCUCUAUUUUACCCAUAACUAAUAAGUUACAUUUCAAUAUUAAUAUGUUGAUUUUUGUAUUAUGUUUGAUGUAAACAACCUUACUUCACUGUACAUUUUGAUAUUAUAAACUCUGCUGCUCUUUAUCUAAUAUAUUUUGAUAGAUUUGUUCCUGCUAUAGUAUUGCACAAUCAGUAUUAUUAGAAUCAGUGUUUUAUUGGCAUACUAUUUAGGUUUCAGUGAUCAAAAUGAUGUAAAGAGCAAUCCAGUAAUAUAGCUAUUUAUUGCUCUUAGUACCACUUUACAUUUGUAAUGAAAUGUUAAUAAUAUAGCGUUUUAUGAAAAAGGUUACAAAAUUCUUACAACUGAUUAAAAAAGCUGUUUGCCAUUUCUGAAAGAUAGAGAGAUAGAUAAUCUUUGUCAUUGUCACUAAAAACAUUGAGAUUAAAGGAGAAGGAAAGGCUAUUAAAGAGUUAAUCUCAAGCUGCAGGCAUACCUUCAGUUCUCUCAAUAGUGCCCUUAAGUCUCCCAGUAUUUCGCCUGUUCAGAUGAUCGGAAGCCAAACAGGAAGAAAAAACACUGAGCUGUGGAAAGAAAGUUCCCAUAAUGCCUCACUCCUGCACCGAGACUAAGACCAGCUCCUGAGUAAGCGCAUGCGCAUUUAACAUACACUGUGAGCGUGCUUUGAAUCUCACAAGCAGGAGCAGCUCGGGUAGAGUAGGGCGCACUCGCGUCUAGGGGGAGGGAGAAGAUUUGUGAAUGUGCAUUUCCUUACGCAGCACCAUGUUGGACUCAUUUAAAUAUCCAACAUGGCGGCUGUAAUAGUGGAAAUGAAAGUCAGAGUGUGCAGGCGAUAUACAGGCUAUCAAGGUAAAAAAAGUAGCGAUCAGCUACAGGGACAUGAGGCCUUUCUAGUUAUGGGGUCGCACUUUUAACCCUUUCCUUCUCCUUUAAAGGAAGCAAUCAAUUUAAUCGCAAGGCAUAACAGCAAAAAUACAUACUAAUUCAAAACUUUUUCUUAGACGAUUUGUCCUAGCCUUCAUUACUCUAUAUCUCUUUCCUGAUGGCAAAAGCUGAAAAAGACAGUGACCAGGACGUGUCUAGUCAUGUACAAUGUCCAUAGCAUUUUUCUGACAUCGGGAAAUAUAAAUUUGUUCCAGGGUGGGGAGAGGGCAGUCAAUUAUUUUCUCUGCUGCCCUGACAACCCUAUGGAGUGAUUUUGCAUCUAGUAGUACAGAUGCCAAAGAUGCUUAUGUUUGUUAUAGAACAGAGCCUGGGGCAAUGAAAUAGAUCUAUUGAGCAAGUCAUGAUCAGUGCUAUAUGCAAUAAACUGCAAUCAUUUCAUUUAGAUGAGCUAAACCUCCAAAAAGUAUUAGGGUGUAAAAGCUGUAUCUUAGGUUUUGGGCUUGCAGUACCAGCCCAGAGGUAUAGCACUGAAGAUCUAUUUCUUUCUGCUUAUGCACAGAAUAUGCCCUGGGCUUACCAAAUAGUAAUACAGAAAAUACAGAGCAGAAUUUGAGGUUACAUUUGUCAAAUAAAAUUAUCAUGUACUGUGUAUAUAUAUAUAUAUAUAUAGAUAUAUAUAGAUAUAUAAAACCCCUUCUUCCUAUCCUACAAACUUUCUUUUUUCCACGCUUGGAAUAUUAUUUGCGCCCUAGGCACUUGCCUUUAUUACCUACCCCUACUUGUGGCCCCGACCCAAUUAAUCCCCUGCAUUGAUGAUGUUAUUGCAAUAUAUAUUAUAUAUCACAGAAUGUGAUGUAAACAAAGGAAAUGCAACAUGAUAUUACAGAAACACAAAGUAAAUACAUUUUUUAAAAAAAAUUAAAUGUUUAUAUUCGUAUUAAGAAAUUCCAUAAUAGUCAUAAUUCAAACAUCCUUCUCUCAGCAUGAUUAAACUAUGUCUCAACCAUAUCUAGUAUAAAUAAAUCUAAAGCAACUGGACUUGUUAAGAGCAGCUUCUUCAGAUGAGUAGUGAAACGUCUUCAGUGAUUACUUAACAAGUCCAGUUGCUUUAGAUUUAUUUGUACUAGAUAUUCCAUGACCUGGAUGCAUGAAAAUCUUCAUAGUCAUAUUUCUAAACCAUGUUACAAUGUAUUAUUACAAAAUUAAUCAAA